GCGGCGGCGCUGCCUGUGCGGUGCGGGCUGUGUUAAUCCCGUGGGCUGCUCCUGCUACGAGAGGGACGGUAUCGCCCGGUAGCCACCCGGUCUCGUCCGCCGGCGGACCGCCGCCUGAAAGCUGAUCACACACCAGCUGAAAGGGUAGAGCUAAGUGCAGUUCAUGGCCCGGCAGGAGCUGGCGCGGGAGCAGGUUGUAUGGCACUUUACCCGUCUUGCUGCUUUGCUUCUCCGGCAGUCUGAAAGCAGUUUUUAAAGCACUUUUUUUGUGUGUGUGUGUGUGCCUUCCCAUCAGUGUCACUUUAUUGCAGCCUGAGAGAAAUGCAGGCACGUAGAUCUGAGGAGUUACAAGUGGAAAUGAGUGAUGAAGAAACUGCUGUGCUACGUUGCUGGAGAUGUAGAAAAUACAUAGCAAAUUCUGUUUGUCUUAUAAAACAUCACGGAAAAGAACCAUCUAAAACACCUCAGUAUUCAGCUGCUGCUCAGGAGACUUGCAACAUAUGGCAUUUGAACUUGGAAGCCAUUCCAGAAUGGGUGAAAUGUGUUAUUGAAAAGGCACAGUGGACAAUUGGAAAACUACACUGUCCGUUCUGUGAGGCCCGCUUAGGGGGCUUUAACUUUGUUUGCAACACAAAGUGUUCGUGUGGACAGUCUGUAAAUAUACACUUCUGCAAGAGUCGAACUGACUAUCAGCCAGCUUUCUCUGUUAAAUUGGCAACACCAUCAGCAAAACGCUUACCGCUCUGCAAAACUCGAUCUGAUUUUAACAAGGAUCCCCACUGCAAACUGGUGACUGCAACUUUGGAAAUCAAAAAUCAAAGGUUUUCAUACAUGGCCAGAAAUAAUAAUGGUAUUGGAAGAUUAAUAGAAGCACUUUGUCUGGAAGUAAGAUCACCUAGUUUUAAGAUGAAGGGCAAAAAACUUCCCUUAAAGACAUUCAAUCAAAGAAAAAAUCUUUCUGCUGCCUGGUCUAUGAAUGAUGCAUGCACUGUAGAAGCUUUUCACAGAAGAUCACAUAGUUUGGAUUUAAGUAUCAGAGAGAGGCUUAUUUUGUUGCCUGCUUUAUGUGGAACUUCCAGUGUGGGAAAUAUUUGUCAAGGACAAAAUGAAAAUCCAGCUGUUUAUACAAGAUGUGACUUGCAAUUAGAGUCCAAUCAGAAAGAUGAUACUGCUUCCAAUCAGAAAGAUGAUACUGCUUUUCAGGACCGAUAUAGUUCAAAUGCAGAUGAACUACAGAGAAGGUUUCAAGCUAUUUCCUUUAACACAUUAGUACAUAGAGCAACAGAAAGCCAAUGUGAUUUUGAAGCUACUGGGCAAUAUUCUGGGAGUGCCCUUGCUGAUCAGUCACCUUUUGUGAUGAACCUUUCUCCAUCUACAAGUGCUGUAGAAGAGGAACAGUACAUCACACCUGUUGGUCUUAUGCAGCCUGCAAGUAUUUCCUCCAACCAAAAGCUGAGUAAGAGAGAAAGAAACAAAUUGAAAAGCUUAAGGAGAAAACAAAGAAGGCGAGAGCGGUGGCUGCGGAAGCAGACUGCAACAGAUAACCUGCAUACAGACGAUGAGCAUGAAUUCAGAGGAGAUAAAGAAGGCUAUAUCUGUGCAGUGUGCCUGGAUGUUUAUUUCAAUCCUUACAUGUGCUAUCCAUGCCACCACAUCUUUUGUGAACCUUGCUUAAGGAUGCUUGCCAAAGACAAUCCAGCCAGCACUCCAUGUCCACUGUGUCGCACUACAAUUGCCAGAGUCUUUUUCCAAACAGAACUGAACAACUCUACCAAAUCUUUUUUUCCUACGGAGUAUUUGAAAAUAAAAGAAAGUUUUCAAAAAUCAAAUUCUGCAAAAUGGCCUCUACCAAGCUGCAAGAAAGCUUUCAGAGUUUUUGAAGCAGGUUUUCAAAGACGCUCAGCUACUGUAACAAGGAGGCAUUUUCCCCAUGCUGCUCACAGGAUGGACUACAUGGACUUUGAGGAUGAUAGCCGCGGAUGGCGGUUUGAUAUGGACAUGGUGAUAAUCUACAUUUAUUCCGUCAACUGGGUAAUAGGAUUUAUUGUGUUCUGUUUUCUUUGUUAUUUCUUUUUCCCUUUUUAGUUUGUAUUAAUUACAGUUUAGAGGAACAGCAUCCAUGUGAAGCACGAAAAUGUGAACAGAAACAACCUAAAGAAGGCAAAAUGUUUGACUUUGCAUUUUGAUCAUUAAGAAUUGUAAUAGACUGCAUCAAGCAUGCUGUGAGGCUAUUUGCUUGAUAGUUCUGCUAUAUGCGACUAAGUAAUUGAGUUUGGUUCCAAAUAUAACAUGAGAUCCAAAUCAUACUUACUACAGUGGGAGUUUUGCCAUGAUUCAGAUGGGAGAAGGACUAUACCCCAAAUGUAUAAAGUAAUUACUCUGUAGAAAUAUACAGUACUAUUUGUUCUUAGGGAAGUUCUGUCCAUUAAAACAGAACAUGAUCCAUAAAGUCAUUUUCAGAGUUGACUAUUGGCACACUUUGCAACCUUAAGCAAGUCGUCUCACAGGUGCUUCGAUUCCUCAUGUUUAAAAACCAAUGAAGCUGCUCCCCUUUUAUAGUCGGAUCUUUUGGGCACAACAGAUUAUAAGCACUGCAGUGCUGCACUAUGCAUUAUAUAGACAUUUAUUAGAGCUCUUUUAACGGCAUAAACCAAAUUUGGGGAAACUUUGACAACUGACAGACCUGUCAGCAUUCUGCUGUGGGGAUGUGCUGUGUCAGUGCCUGAUAUUCUGAGCCUGCUAACUAAGGAGAGAAAAGAUACUGCACAGUUUGCUAACAGUUCAUCUUUUCAGCAAGUGGCAAUCAGAAUGAAUCAACUAACUCCAAGUACUGCACACUAAGGGGACCUUUUUGCACAGAUUUCCAGAGUUGCACUAUACCUUUUUUACCUAUCCAGGCGACUGCCUCUGGAUCUAGGAAGACACAGAGCUAAAGGAAGACAAGCUGCAGGCUUGCUGGCUGUGGUGCCAUGAGACACUAACCCCAGUAAAUACAGGAAAAAGAAGUGUUCCCCAUUUUUAAUUCAGCCUGUGCAUGGCUGUAUGGAAUUCACAUCUUCUUCUAAUUACUGUAACAAUUUGAGGAUACUCCUAAGUGUGGGCUCAUCAGUGCUGUGUGUCUCCAAGAAAAUCAUGAAAGAGGACACAGUAUUUAUUUGCACCUUUUAUGUAAAUGGACUUUAAAGCACUUUAUAGUUUGUGUAUGUAAAGAUCACAGAGUUACAGUACCAAACUGCAGUCAGUUCAGCAUUUGGUCCAUACUUGCUGCUUUACACAGUUCUUUUCAAAUGAAAAUGAAAGAACUUCUUUAAAUGAUAAGAGGGAUGUCAAAAACUUGCAGAAGUCAAGUGCCAAAGAAUGGUACAAUGUAGUUAAAUAGCUUACUGUUCAGGCGAGUACAAGGAAGGGGCAUAAUUCUAUAAAGAGCACUGCAGUUUGAUCUAGAAAAGCAUGUGCAUAUAUGUAUGUCGUUCCUUUGGUAUCAGGAUUUGUGUGGGAGACCUGUGGUUUUUCAGUAGGUGGUGUACUCCCCUGUUCGAGUAGAGGACAAAGAGAAGUGUGUUAUGGAAGCUGCCAUCUGCCAAAUGUGAUGGAAUGGAAUGAAAUCAAAGGUUUUAUCAGUGUGCUUAACAUUAAGCAUGUGCUUAUGCUGCUUUGCUGAAGCAGGGCCAGCAAACUCAGUCUCGUAUAGGCUAUGAAGCGAUCAGGACCAGACACUUUUAUUUAAUCUGAAAAACAGCAGUAAAUCUGCUACUUGGUUUUCCUUAUAGGCUGCAAAAAAUAAUUCUCUCUUUGAGAAUAUAUGUGCAGAAUUAAAAAUUACCAGUCUAGUGACAUUAAUUGAAGUAAAUACUUUCCACCAUCAUUUCUUUAAUCUACACAAACUUAGAGGAAAUGUAGUAAUUUAAAUUCACCAUCACAGUGUAAUCAUUGUCAUGAAAGAAAUAAUUUGUAUGUAAUUACAGUAUAUCCAGUUACUUCACAUAUAAGAGAUUGGCUCUGUUACUGGUGACAUUAGGCAUAGUAUUUUGUAAGUUUAAGGUGUGAUAAAGCUUAUGGCAAAUUUCUUCUUUAUAUUGACAUAAACAAGUCUUUAAAAUCUAGUUUUUUAUUGUCAUAGUUUCAUGUUUUGCUACAUCUAGACAUGCUCAAAAAUUAUCAAAAAUUCUAAACAUUUUUCUCAUCUAUGCCACGACUGGGAUUCUAGCUGCAUUUUUUUGUUUGUCUGUCUUUAAUUUUAUUAGCUUAUUGUUCCUAUCUCAGCAAAGAGAGGGACUAAUUCACCUGGUCAGCCAAAUUGCUUCUAUCUUAUGAUCUCAUAAAAUAUUAAAAUAAAAUGUAUCUUAAAAAAUUACUUUAACUGACAUACUGACAGUCAGAAACUCUGAUAAUAAUUUAAAGUAAUUUAAUUUAGGAUAUCUGAUGAAGUAAUAUCCUUAAGUUAAUGUUCCAAAAUAUAUUGUCACAUAAGAUACAUAAUACAGAUUUCACUAAUUGUAUACAAAUAGAAUUACUUAUAUUAGUUUUAAUAGCAUGUUACUAUGGGUUUAUUCUGAAAAAGACACGAAGGAGAGUCAAAAACCCAAUGUGAUACUGGCCCCUUUUGUACAUUUGCAGCAAGAAUUGAUAACUGAGGAUGGCUACAUUUUCCUAAAUUUAGUCAGGAUAACAAUUUUGUAUGGCAUUUCUAACUGCGUAGCCAUAUCGUUCUCCGAGGUAUUAUCAGUAACAAUUUCUUGGGCUGUACUGUUUUACUUUAUAUUGGUUGUUAUUAAUUCCAAGGGGCAGUUAGUUUAAAAAGAUAGCAAAGGCACACAAAUAAGACUGUUGCAACUUUUUUCUUAAGGAGAAAGUGUAGAGAGAUUGUACUUUUUUUUUUCCUUUAUUGCUCUUUUGAAUAAAUACUUUUGUAAAAAUACAGUAAGAAUUUGAAGGCUCUAACUUUGUUUCCGUUGAAUUCUGCCAGUAAUAGGCUGUUGGUAUCUGUGGGAACAAGAGUUGGUCCUUUGUAAGCAGUUUUCUGGUUAAGAAGUUGAUCCUGCUUGCAAUCUCUUCUUUCCUAGCUACAGUGGUACUAAAAUGUUUCCAGUAAAAUUUUGGUUGUUUGUAAUAUUUUGCAGCCAUUUCAAUGGCUUCUUCUUGGUGGAAUUAAAUUUUAAUAUUUUUUCAAUCA
Rhea pennata is the source of this 5173-nucleotide messenger RNA. RefSeq names its product ring finger protein 180 (gene RNF180). Gene Ontology annotation, biological process: positive regulation of proteasomal ubiquitin-dependent protein catabolic process; protein polyubiquitination; serotonin metabolic process. The transcript is spliced from 8 exons. Bases 322 to 2085 code for a protein of 587 amino acids. Lineage: Eukaryota; Metazoa; Chordata; Aves; Rheiformes; Rheidae. Gene Ontology annotation, molecular function: ubiquitin protein ligase activity; metal ion binding; ubiquitin conjugating enzyme binding. Gene Ontology annotation, cellular component: endoplasmic reticulum membrane. The record is from RefSeq and is a predicted model, not a curated record.